This is a messenger RNA of Stegastes partitus (bicolor damselfish), 2883 nucleotides long. RefSeq names its product sodium/calcium exchanger 1-like. The record is from RefSeq and is a predicted model, not a curated record. Gene Ontology annotation, biological process: sodium ion transmembrane transport; cell communication; calcium ion import across plasma membrane. Gene Ontology annotation, molecular function: calcium:sodium antiporter activity. The transcript is spliced from 10 exons. Gene Ontology annotation, cellular component: sarcolemma; postsynapse; axon. The coding region runs from base 1 to 2883 and encodes 960 amino acids. Lineage: Eukaryota; Metazoa; Chordata; Actinopteri; Pomacentridae.
AUGAUCCGAGCCAGAACCUCGUCGCUGUUCUCUGCUUAUCAGCUGCUUCUCCUGCUGACGGCCAUCGCUUUGGAGCUUCCGCCAUCAGCAGCAGGAAGCACCAACUCCUCGCUGACCAACCGCACCAAGUGUGGCGGCAGCACCAAAUGCAUCGAGGGCGUCAUCCUGCCAGUGUGGAAACCCGACAACCCGGCCUUUACCGACCGCCUCGCCAGAGCCACCAUCUACUUCGUAGGAUUGGCAUACAUGUUCCUGGGCGUCUCCAUCAUCGCCGACCGCUUCAUGGCGUCCAUCGAGGUCAUCACCUCGCAGGAGAGGCAGAUCACCAUCAAGAAACCGAACGGGGAGAAGGUCACCACGACGGUGCGCGUCUGGAACGAGACAGUGUCCAAUUUGACCCUGAUGGCGCUCGGUUCAUCCGCCCCAGAAAUCCUCCUGUCGGUGGUGGAAGUCUGCGGUCACAACUUUACCGCUGGCGAGCUGGGUCCCAACACCAUCGUAGGAAGCGCCGCCUUCAACAUGUUUGUCAUCAUCGGCCUCUGUGUGUCCGUCAUCCCUGAAGGAGAAACCCGGAAGGUGAAGCACCUGCGGGUGUUCUUCGUCACCGCCACUUGGAGCGUCUUCGCCUACACCUGGCUCUACCUGAUCCUCGCCGUCUUCUCUCCAGGUGUCGUCCAGAUAUGGGAGGGGCUUCUUACGCUCUUCUUCUUCCCUCUUUGUGUCGGAUUCGCUUAUGUGGCCGACCGCAGGCUGCUGUUCUACAAAUACAUGUACAAGCGAUACAGAGCGGGGAAGCAGAAGGGAAUGAUCAUCGAAACCGAGGGGGAGCCGGAGCUGCCCUCCAAGGUCGACAUCGAAAUGGACGGUAAAAUGCUCAACUCCCACGGCGAGGAAUUCCUGGACGGGGAGGCGGGGUUUGAGGAGAAGGAGCUGGACGAGGAGGAGGCCCGCAGAGAGGUUGCCCGAAUCCUGAAGGAGCUGAAGCAGAAGCAUCCAGAGAAGGAUAUGGAGCAGCUGAUGGAGCUCGCCAACUACCAGGUUUUAACUCAGCAGCAGAAGAGUCGGGCUUUCUACCGCUGCCAGGCGACCAGGAUUAUGACUGGAGCUGGAAACAUCCUGAAGAAGCACGCCGCCGACCAGGCCAAGAGAGCCACACAGCUCGACCUGAGCUCCGAGGUGUCGGCCAAUGACUUCUCCUCCAAGGUGUUCUUCGACCCCGGUACCUACCAGUGUCUGGAGAACUGCGGCAGCGUUCUGCUGAACGUGGUGCGUCGCGGCGGAGACCUAACCAGCACCGUCACGGUGGAUUACCGGACUGAAGACGGCACCGCCAACGCCGGCUCAGACUACCAGUUCGCUGAGGGCACGGUGGUGUUCCAACCCGGCGAGACCGAGAAAGAGAUCUGCAUCGACAUCAUCGAUGAUGACAUCUUUGAGGAAGACGAGCACUUCCUGGUUCACCUCAGCAACGUAAAGGUCAUGUCAGAGAAUCACCAGGCCAACCACGUGGACGCCCUCGCAGGUCUGGGUUUGCCGUGCACAGCUGUCGUCACCAUCUUCGAUGAUGACCACGCCGGCAUCUUCACGUUCGAGGAGCCGGUGGUGACGGUGAGCGAGAGCGUCGGGGUGAUGGAGGUGAAGGUGGUGCGGACCUCGGGAGCUCGUGGCGUCGUGGUGGUGCCAUAUAAGACCACGGAGGGGACGGCAAAAGGAGGUGGCGAGGACUUUGAGGACACGCAUGGAGUCCUGGAGUUUGAGAACGAUGAGAUCUUCAAAACUAUUCGGAUCAAUAUCAUCGAUGAUGAAGAGUACGAGAAAAACAAGAACUUCUUCCUAGAAAUCGGGGAGCCGCGGCUGCUGGAGAUGAGCCAGAGGAAAGCUGUGUUGCUUCAAGAAGUCGGUGGAUUCGUGAAGAUAGACAAACAGCUGUGCGGCAGAGACGUCUACAGGAAGGUUCAGGGACGAGAGCAUCCCGCCGCCUCCACCGUCAUCAGCAUCACAGAGGAGGACGGUGAGGAGGUGCUGACCAAGAAGGAGGAGGAGGAGCGUCGGAUCGCUGAGAUGGGCCGACCGACGCUGGGAGAACACGUCAGACUGGAGGUCACCAUCGAGGAGUCCUACGAAUUCAAGAGCACGGUGGAUAAACUCAUCAAGAAGACCAACCUGGCCCUGCUGAUCGGGACCAACAGCUGGAGAGAGCAGUUUGUGGAGGCCAUCACCGUCAGCUCCGGUGACGAUGAUGACGAUGAUGAGCGUGGUGAGGAGAAGCUGCCCUCCUGCUUUGACUACGUCAUGCACUUCCUCACCGUCUUCUGGAAGCUUCUGUUUGCCUUCGUGCCUCCCACCGACUACUGGAACGGCUGGGCCUGUUUCGUCGUCUCCAUCUCCGUCAUCGGCCUCCUGACGGCGGUGAUCGGGGACCUGGCGUCGCAUUUCGGCUGCACCGUCGGCCUCAAAGACUCCGUCACUGCUGUGGUGUUCGUGGCUUUGGGCACCUCUGUACCAGACACCUUCGCCAGUAAGGUUGCAGCCAUCCAGGACCAAUAUGCCGACGCCUCCAUUGGCAACGUGACAGGAAGUAACGCUGUCAACGUCUUCCUGGGGAUCGGCGUGGCCUGGUCCAUCGCCGCCAUCUACCACAGCAUCAAGGGUGAAGAGUUCAAGGUGGACCCGGGCACGCUGGCUUUCUCCGUCACGCUUUUCACCAUCUUCGCCUUCAUCUGCAUCGCCGUCCUCAUCUACCGCCGCCGACCCGAGAUCGGCGGGGAGCUCGGUGGCCCCCGAGUCCCCAAGAUCCUGACCACCAGCCUGUUCUUCAGCCUGUGGUUAAUGUACAUCGUUUUCUCCUCGCUGGAGGCCUACUGCCACGUAGAGGGCUUCUAA